This is a messenger RNA of Puntigrus tetrazona (Sumatra barb), 956 nucleotides long. It is a transcript of the gene cbln18, whose product is annotated as cerebellin 18. Bases 100 to 819 code for a protein of 239 amino acids. The transcript is spliced from 5 exons. The record is from RefSeq and is a predicted model, not a curated record. Gene Ontology annotation, molecular function: protein binding. Lineage: Eukaryota; Metazoa; Chordata; Actinopteri; Cypriniformes; Cyprinidae.
GCUCCACUUACAACUCCAUUUUUAUCUUUAACUGACUCAAUUCUUCUGCACCUGAUCUGUUAUCUUCAGCACAUCGUGGAGCUGUGUUUUGCUCUGAGGAUGAAGACUCUUACAGCGGCCGCUCUGUGUGUUGCGAUGGCUCUCAGUCUCUUCUCACGAGCCGAGGCUACCACUGCCUUCGACAUCCUGCGCCAGUCUGCUGUGAGUUACGCGGGCUCCCUGCCCUGCGGCGGAUGGGACUGUGACUGCGCUCUCAAAAGACAGAACGGCUGCUGCUGUAUUGCUCAGCCUCUGUCUGAUCUGGAGGAGACCACGUUCAUGCGCAUGGUCGGCUUAUGGGAAGAACUGUCUAAUCUGAACGGCCAAAUAGAUGAGCUCACAGCUGGAUGCAAAAUCGCCUUCACUGCUGCGAUGCUUCCGAUGACCGGAUGUCUUGGGCCGUUUACCAGCAACGUGUCUAUCUCUUACCAGUCCGUCUCCCUCAACCAGGGCAAUGGCUACAACCCCGCUCUGGGCACGUUCACGGCUCCUCACGCCGGCCUCUACUCCUUCUCCUUCACGGCCUACUCCUUCGUGGGCAGCGCGGGUCAGCGGCUCUACCAGAAGGUGCAGAUGAUGAAGAACGGCCAGCUGAUCGCCUCGUCCUGGGAAGAUAACCGCGAGGACUCGGAGGACAGCAGCUCUCAGACGGUUCUCCUGCAGCUGGGUCGGGGCUGUCAGGUGUACGUGGAGCUGAUGUCAGGCAGACAGCUGUGUGGAGACACCCAGGGCCAAAACACCUUCAGCGGAUACCUGCUCUAUCCCACCUCGGAGCAGUGACCAAUAAAAUAACUGUGCACGCGUACGCAGCCAUCUUCAGCAGAGAUUAAAGCGAUGGAAAAACGAGACGUCCGGGUGUGAAUCUGGUCGGUCUGUCAUGAAAGUGACUAAACGAACAUGUAACCCUACCCUUGCAA